AUGUUUUUCUUUGAACGAGCAAUUGCCAAACAAAUUAAAAACGGUGGUGGACCAUAUUUUCGAUAUAUUGAUGAUUUAUUUAUAGUAAUUAAUUGGCCUGUCAGGCAUUUGUUAAAACAAAUCGAGAGAUUGAACAAUUUUGAUGAAAAUAUCAAGCUAAAAGCUAAUAUUGGCUCAUUUACAAAUUUUCUUCAUUUAUAUACAGAAAAUCGAGAUGGCACACUGUUUACUGCAGUAUAUCAAAAACCAUCCUAUGAGCCUUAUUAUUUGCCAUCUAAUAGUAUUCCUCCAUUACAUAUGAAAAAGAAUAUACCUUUUAUAAUGCUCUUACGAACUAUUAGGUAUUGUUCUACAUUUCAAACAUAUUUGAGUGAACGUGAAAAUUUACGAAUGGCCUCAUUACUUAAUAAAUAUCCCAAUAAGAUUAUUGAACAACAAUUUAAUAAUGUUUUAUUAAAAUUUAAUAUUGAUCAGCCAUUAACUAUUAAUAAUUAUAAUAAAUAUCGUCAAAACGUGUUAGAUUCACCAUAUAAGGAGCCUACAGGAAUUGAUUAUGAUAAAGUUUUAUUUAUUCAUUUCACUUAUUGCUCAAGUAUGGAAAUGUUUCCCUUAAAAUUUCAUACAUUAUGGAGUAAAUCUUUUGGUGAAUCUCCAAUUAAUGAAAUUACGCCCGUAUUGAGAAUACGAAAUGUUAAAAAUUUACAGAGACGAUUAACCCAUUAA
Rotaria sp. Silwood2 is the source of this 723-nucleotide messenger RNA. The record is from the annotation of a GenBank genome assembly. NCBI's taxonomy places the organism in Eukaryota, Metazoa, Rotifera, Eurotatoria, Philodinida, Philodinidae.